Messenger RNA from Anopheles nili, 1278 nucleotides. RefSeq names its product protein FAM117B-like. Lineage: Eukaryota; Metazoa; Arthropoda; Insecta; Diptera; Culicidae. The record is from RefSeq and is a predicted model, not a curated record. The transcript is spliced from 5 exons. Bases 1 to 1278 code for a protein of 425 amino acids.
AUGUCCAGCCGUGUGCGAAAACACAACGAACCGAUGAAGGCGUUCGUGCCCGUCAGCUCGCUACUGCUGCGGGGAACCGGAUCGAUUCACUGUUCGGGCGGAAGCGGAACCAGUGCCGCCGGGCAGCAAACCGACAGUCCCAGCAACGCCGGAACCGCCAGCACCGUCGGUUGUAGCGCCACCGCGUCGUACGGCACGGGAGGAAAAUCUCUCUCGGCAACUUUGUCCCCGCCCGUCCGGCACAUCUCGCCGGAGCAUGCAAUCUGCGGAAACCGAAGUCCGGGCGCGUUGACAUGCAAAGGAAAAAUCCUUAACGAAGGGUGCAUACGUCGCACGGCUUCGCUCGAUGCACUGUAUCUGCGACCAGCACCGGCCUGGAGUCUCGUGACGCCAACGCUGCUGCAGCUGGACAAGGCCACGCAAACCGAGGAAUCGUUCCUCGAAAGGACACGUGGUGCCGCCGGUGCAACGUUGUCCGCGUCGCAGGCAACCGAUGCGUUGCCCCUCUGUUCGUCCAACUCGUCGUCUCCGGUGAUCACGCGAACCGAUGCCACGACACCGACUGAUCUGAAGAUGGAGAAAGUGAUAAGACAAAGACUGCAGCGUACGCAUCGCGGUGAACAUUCCGUUAGCUCGCAGACGCUUAGCCCUAACCAUGCGAAAGCAAGCCCAGUGUCGAUACCAACACGUACCUGUCCGCCCGUACACAUACGGCCCAUGCGCAACUCCGUCGAGGGUUUGAACCAGGAGAUCGAGAAGCUGGUCCUCUACCCAGGACAGCAGCAUAGCUGCCGGGCUGAGCUCGAGAUGUACUCGCGAGGCACACCGGAAGGACACCGGGCGCCGCUGGCCGAUCUUUUCCAUGGUGCCGGCACCGUUUCACUGGUGGGUGGGUCGGGUGAUACGCGAUCGGUUAAUACGCAGACCCCGCUCGGUGACACGCUGUCAUCGGAUGACGGGAGCCAGAGUACAUCGCCGGACGAGGGCGCCGUGACGACAAGCGCGUCGCCUAGGAUCAAUAAAUUCCUUGCCCGUGAACCGCCGGAUGGUUGUGAAAAGGUUAAUUUAAAACUCACUGAAGCCGACACCAGUACAAACACGGCCUGCUUCAAACCGUGCACUACCGCAUUCCAGCUGAAGCCAUCCUUAGGAUCUGCAUUCCAGCCUCUGCAGCCGUUGCCGACGCUUAAAACGACCCCGGAAGACGAUGAUGACGGUGGCGUUGAUGAAGAAAGCACCACGGUCGAGUCGGUGGCUGCCACUUCCGCAACGGAGUAG